Messenger RNA from Moneuplotes crassus, 535 nucleotides. Lineage: Eukaryota; Ciliophora; Spirotrichea; Euplotida; Euplotidae. The record is from the annotation of a GenBank genome assembly.
UGAUCAAACAAGACCAACUAAUUUAUGCUAAUGCUCUAAUGCUGAUCUGUCUUGUCAGGACCUCGGAUAGCAUUCUUGAAAAGGAGAAAUAUAGGCUAUCCCUGUUGUUACAUCCAGAACGGGAGAAAAAUCAACGAUUUCUUAAGAAGUAUUAUCUGCUUAGGGAAAGAAUUAAGCAACUUACUGAUAAAUUAAUCGCUAGAAUCAACUCAGAUUGGGUCAUGAUCCAUCUCAAGAACUUACCUGGUAUGAACAAAGUUAAGAGCAUCAUUAAGGAAAUAUGAGUGAGGCUUGGAAGAAUGUCAACAUAUGAUAACUUUAGUUAUGGAAAUCAGAUCAUUCUUAUAAAAUUCUGUGCUCCAAAUGUGAAAGGGAAUGGCUCUAAAAGCAGAUAUUACUCUAUCUUCGAAACCUUAAAAUUCUACUUAAAAUUGAUCCAGAGUAAUGAAGGUUUGAAAGGAAUCUCCCAGAUAUCUUUCAGGAUUGGGCAGACUUUUUAAGGUUGCUUAAAUAUCAUUUUUCCAUAAUGGCACAA